UGCAAGGUGAGGGGGGCUGAGUGGCAAAGGCAACCCACAGAAAGCACAUAAGGGGGAGGGAACAGGUACGAGUGUAACGAUUGCUCCUGUCCAUUCCCCAUUACAGCAGAGCCAACCUGGGCAGGUAAGAGAAAGACCUCAGCAGAACCAUCUAUUCAUCUGUAGUGGGUCACCGAGCUCUAUCGGAUCAGAGCUCAGGAGCUUAGCAGUGCUGCAAUGCAAGAAAUGGCAGCCAAGCACGCCAGAGGCAGCGAGGUUCCAGCCACUGCCUCAGUGAGAGAGAGCCAGGAGAAGAGCAGCAAAGCAGUAGAGGUGUCAGGGGGAGCCCCUUCAUUGCUCCGUAGGCUGUCGUCUAGGCCAGCUCCCAGCCAGGCUCAUGCCCACACUAAACCCCAGGCCCUCUUCAGCCUGAAAGGGCUCGUCGCCACCCAGAAGUUCUCCAAGGCACUUAAGGAACGCAUUGCACUGAAGAUUGCAGUGAGGAACAUCCCGGCAAGGAAACCUAUUGUUAUAGUCAAUGAGCAGGUGCCAGCGGGUUCAGCCCAGCCUGCCAAGAAGUUCCCCUGCGGCCUGGURCAUCAGAUGCUGCAGGACUUCCUGUCAUCUCGGCUGGAGGCGGUGGGUUAUAGCGCCCCCUCCUGUGGUGGUCUGGUCAAGGCGCUGAGUGAGGAGGUGAAGGCUCUGGUGAGGACUGUGUGUCCUGACCGCUACCGGCUGGUGUGUACUGUGGCGCUAGGCCAGCUGGGUCCAGAGGGGCAGCAAGGAUAUGGAGGGCUGGUACUGGCUAGUCGUAGUCUCUGGGAUCCCCAUACAGACACCUGUGUUGCCCACACCUACCGGAGCCAAGAGAUAUUCUGUACUGCAAAUGUGUUUGCUGUGUACUUCGAGUAAGGUAGAAGUUGACAAAGGCACUAAUCCGAUAUGAAAGUGGUCCAA
Messenger RNA from Salvelinus sp. IW2-2015, 936 nucleotides. The record is from RefSeq and is a predicted model, not a curated record. Lineage: Eukaryota; Metazoa; Chordata; Actinopteri; Salmoniformes; Salmonidae.